This is a messenger RNA of Chenopodium quinoa (quinoa), 2242 nucleotides long. RefSeq names its product dihydrolipoyllysine-residue acetyltransferase component 2 of pyruvate dehydrogenase complex, mitochondrial-like. Bases 211 to 1875 code for a protein of 554 amino acids. Gene Ontology annotation, cellular component: pyruvate dehydrogenase complex. The transcript has 19 exons. The record is from RefSeq and is a predicted model, not a curated record. Gene Ontology annotation, biological process: pyruvate decarboxylation to acetyl-CoA. NCBI's taxonomy places the organism in Eukaryota, Viridiplantae, Streptophyta, Magnoliopsida, Caryophyllales, Amaranthaceae. Gene Ontology annotation, molecular function: dihydrolipoyllysine-residue acetyltransferase activity.
AAGCACGAGAACUUGUUGUUCGAAUCAAACGACGCAACUUCAUCUCAUUUAAAAAAUAAAAAAAACAAAAAAAGCAACCCUAUUUCAUUUCUUGACACCUGAAUUAGCCUUUGACAUUCAACUCUCUCAUUUUCUCUCGCUGAGGUUGCUGGAGAUCUUCUUUCUCAACAGUCGUCGAAUUUCUCAUCAGCUCAAUUUUCUCUCUCCUCAAUGCUGUCCAAGAUUGCUUCCAAGUCGGUGCGCCGUGCACCUGCCAAUUUGGUUCGACAGUUCACUCAUGACGUUCGCUCAUCCUCAAAAACUGUAGAAGAUGCUUUGAAGAUCCAUCAGUCUGGCUGGAAUUAUCAGAAAGGGGAUGGAACUUGUAGCUCAUUAACUGGAUGGAGUUCCAGUAAAGGCAAUUCCAGUCAGUUUCCUAGGGUUUCAAACCCUGCAGCUGGCAUGGCACCAGCAACCGGAGUCUUCACUAGAAGUAUUUCAAGCAUGACUCUGAAAAUGGGAUCUUAUGAAGUCCUGUCUAGAGGAUCCAGUUUGCAGCUGCACUCAAAAAGGAACUUUUCAUCAAGUGCAGAUCUGCCACCUCAUCAAGAAAUUGGCAUGCCAUCUCUUUCUCCUACGAUGGAAGAGGGAAAUAUUGCUAGAUGGGUGAAGAAAGUAGGAGAUAAAGUAUCUCCUGGUGAUGUAAUCUGUGAAGUCGAAACAGAUAAAGCGACAGUUGAGAUGGAAAGUAUGGAGGAUGGUUAUAUUGCCCAGAUAGUUAAAGGAGAUGGCGCACAAGGAAUUAAAGUUGGCGAGGUGAUUGCUAUCACCGUAGAAGAUGAGGCAGAUAUUGAGAAGUUUAAAGAUUACACACCCUCCAAAUCAGAAACUGCUGUUCCUGAACCUGAGAAACCAUCUGAACCUGAAGCUUCUGAACAAAAAACAGCUCAGACUCCUCCUGCUGUACCCAAGGAGAAGAACGCUCCAUCUAGUCAAAAAUCAUCUGGAGGGGAUCGCAUAUUUGCUAGUCCUCUUGCAAGGAAAUUAGCUGAAGAGCACAAUGUUUCUUUGUCAAGCAUAAAGGGAACAGGUCCUGAUGGAAACAUUAUCAAAGCUGACAUUGAAGAUUACUUGGCAUCUAGGGGCAAGGAAUCACAAGUAUCUGCACCUAAGGUUGCUGAAGGAGCUGGAAUGGACUUUUCAGAUGUUCCUCAUUCUCAGAUAAGAAAGGUCACAGCUGCACGCUUAUUAAUGUCAAAGCAAACCAUUCCUCAUUAUUAUCUGACAGUAGAUACUUGUGUGGACAAACUUAUGGAAUUGCGAAGUCAAUUGAAUUCGUUACAAGAGGCUUCUGGAGGGAAGAGGAUUUCUGUUAAUGAUCUUGUGAUCAAGGCUGCUGCUCUGGCACUGAAGAAAGUUCCUGCAUGCAAUAGCUCUUGGAACAAUGACUUUAUUCGCCAGUAUCACAAUGUGAACAUCAAUGUAGCAGUGCAAACUGAGAAUGGUUUAUAUGUUCCAGUUGUCCGGGAUGCUGACAAAAAAGGUCUAUCCAAAAUUUCUGAAGAAGUUAAACAUUUGGCCCAAAAAGCAAGGGAAAAUAGCCUGAAACCUGAACAAUAUGAGGGUGGCACUUUUACUGUGUCAAACUUGGGAGGACCGUUUGGAAUCAAACAAUUCUGUGCAAUUAUUAAUCCUCCUCAGGCAGCCAUUCUUGCAGUUGGCUCUGCUCAAAAGAGAGUUAUACCUUCAGAUGAUGAUGUCAACCAAUUCAAAUUUGGCUCUUUCAUGUCUGUUACACUAAGCUGUGAUCACCGUGUCAUUGAUGGUGCCAUGGGUGCAGAGUGGCUAAAAGCAUUUAAAGGCUACAUCGAAAACCCAGAGUCAAUGAUGCUGUAGAUUUGAUUUUUAGUUUAUAGUUUUUCCUUAUUUGGGCUCAAGUUGAUUGAUUGAAUGCUGUGAUUUUACUUCCACUAGCAUCUUCUGAGUUCACAGUUGUUUUGACAUAAAGGAGCAAGGGUGUCAUGGCUCUAGGAGCUCAGGGUACUCGUGGCAAUCGUGUACAAUUUUGUAAUAAUGAGGGGAUGAGUCUUUUGCAAUUUGACAAAUUGAUUUUCCCAAGCGAAAUAUAGGAGGCUUUAAAUACCAAGGUUUCAAUGCCUUUUAUAGCAUUGACAAAUUGAUAGCUGGAAUUUCUUCUUUAGCCUAAACAAUUUUGAAAAUUAAGUGUACCUAUGUUUAUCACAAGUAUAUUUUUUAAAUCAUC